GGCGCGUUCACGUGACGGCGCGCUCGAUCAACUCAAUGCGCGUUCACGUGACGGCGCGCUCACACGCGCAGCCGCGUUGGUUUCACGACGCGUCAAUCAAAAAGUAUUAACAUGAACUCCACACGGCAUGAGGCAUGGAGCAUCAGAAGAGCUAGGCUCGGCGUGGCGCUCGCCGUGAUAAAGAGCAAACCUGCGGGGCAGAGCGGCCGAGAACAUGCGGAAAACCUGGUCUCCAAACUCAAACAGCAGGAGGAAACCUGGAAAAGAAAAGCAGAAGAACUUCAAGAUCAAGUGUUGAGUCUCAGACAGGAGCUGCUUCUCGUUAAACUGCUGAGUAAGCAGAGGAAAGGCGCCGAAAGCUCUCAGGGUGAUGACGUAUUCAAGCUCUUGUCCCAGGAUCUCACUGAGGCCCAGCAUUCUGAAAACGACUCGGGCUGCGACACCCAGACCCUUUCCCUAACGCCCGACCCUGCCGACCCUGCCGCUCCACGGUCCAUUCAUUUCAACUUGUCCUUCGACAGAGACCCCUGGGGGCACGCACUCUCCAAACACAUGCGGUUUCUGCAGAACCUGUGCGCGUUACGCAGCACGGGGAAGAACAUGCACAUGGACAGAGGGGAUGCGGUGAUCGAGGACACAUCUGUAAACAUGAUCGAGUCCAUCGUGGAGGCCCACCGAGCCGGCGGAGAAGGAGACGUUUCUCAGCUGCGCCCUUUAGUCCAGGCUUCACGUUUAGUAGCGCUGGCUCUGAAGGGGGGAUUCGGCAAGCGGGACGCUUUGGAGAAAGCAGAAGAGUUAUUAGACGAGCUGCUCGAGAUUCUGCUGAACAAUAGUCAGCUUAAUAAGGUUGCAGUGCAGGACAACCUGACAGAGUGCCUGAUCUGUCUAGGGGGCGCCACCGCGCUCAGAGCUGCGCUGGUUAACCUCGUCCUGACCCGCAUCGUCCGCUUAGCUGAGCACCUUUGGACUGGCUGUCAGGAAGUGCCAGAGGGACAGCAGCCAAAGCAGGUAGACUGGGUCAGGUAUGAGAACUCCUUUUACCUUUUCUGGACCCUAGAACAGCUUAUUCAAACCAGGUCGGAGAGAGCAGGGACCGAGCUGCACCACCAGCACCAAAACAGUCACCUCCAAAUCCAGUUGGAAAAACAUGUCCUCCCUCUUUCGGAUGAGUUCCCCCUGUUCGCUCUUUACAUGUGGAGAAUCGAGGGACUUCUUAAGCCUGCUUGCACCCGAGAGACCUGAGCAUCAAAGCUUGUGUUCCUGCUGCAUGACUGACAGGGUUUUUUUUUUUAACACCCCAAUCCCCAAAUCUCUCAGUAAAGUUGAUGUAAUGUGUGAAAAAUGUGCGAUUUAGACAAAGCGGGAACACAUUUGAAGGUCGGAUAACAGUCAGGUUCUCGGACUAAAACAAUGACAAUGCAAAGACUGUGACCAAUAAAAUAUGUGAAUCUGAA
Molecule: messenger RNA, 1454 nt
Organism: Silurus meridionalis
Lineage: Eukaryota; Metazoa; Chordata; Actinopteri; Siluriformes; Siluridae
Gene: mei4
Product: meiosis-specific, MEI4 homolog (S. cerevisiae)
Exons: 5
Coding region: 112-1242 (376 amino acids)
Biological process (GO): DNA recombination; homologous chromosome pairing at meiosis; spermatogenesis
Cellular component (GO): lateral element
Source: RefSeq, a predicted model, not a curated record